This is a messenger RNA of Phascolarctos cinereus (koala), 310 nucleotides long. RefSeq names its product ovomucoid-like. Gene Ontology annotation, molecular function: serine-type endopeptidase inhibitor activity; protein binding. The record is from RefSeq and is a predicted model, not a curated record. NCBI's taxonomy places the organism in Eukaryota, Metazoa, Chordata, Mammalia, Diprotodontia, Phascolarctidae.
UCCAUUCACCGUGCCAAUACUUGCACCAUGAAGGGAGUAGCUGUAUGCCUGUUCCUGAUGCUGACACUGAUAUCCAUCUUCUAUGUGGAGUCAGUCUCAGAAGAAAAAGUUGACUGCAAAGGUUAUGAAAAACUGCCACCAGGAGUGAACCGACCAUGCACUCUAGAGCUUAGACCAAUAUGUGGUUCUGAUGGGAAAACAUAUCCCAAUAAAUGUGCUUUCUGCCAUGCUGUUAAGCAGAGUGAUGAGAAAAUCAAGUUUUCACAUGAGGGGCAGUGUUGAAUUAGAGCAACAGUUCUGAAAUGUCCUC